AUGCAGACAUUAAAUGAUUAUGAAAUAAUAGAAAAAUUAGGUUCUGGUUCUUAUGGGGAUGUAAUGUUGGCCAAAUAGAAAGAAAGCGGAUUAUUAGUUGCAAUUAAAACCUUAGAGAAAAGAUUAUUAAUAAAGGAAAAAAAAUAAUAUUAGGUUUUUAUUGAAAAAGAAGUCUUAACUUAAGUGAAGCAUCCUGGGUUGAUUAAUUUAAUUGCUAGUUUUCAGAGUUCAUCAUAAAUAUAUUUAGUGCUAGAAUUUGUAGAGGGGGGGGAUUUUGCAAAUUUUCUAAAAAUUAAUAAAAAUAUUUCAUAAUAAAAUAUAGUUUUUUAUUCAGCAGAGAUUGUAAGCAUAUUAGAAUAGUUACAUUCAAAUGGAAUAGCUCAUAGGGAUGUAAAACCAGAAAACAUUAUGGUGGCCAAUAAUCUACAUAUAAAGAUGAUUGACUUUGGAACUGCAAAUUUUUUUGAUGAGAGAGGAUUAAAUGAGAGUGUAAGAGACAAAUUAAAUGAAUUACGAGAGAUUAGUUAACAAGAUGAAAGAUUCAUGGAUGAAAUUGAUUAAUAUUAAUAAAAACACAAGGCUACAUUUGUUGGGACAGCUGAAUAUGUAUCACCAGAGUUAUUAGAGGAUGAUAUAUGUGGUCCUUAAUCAGAUUUAUGGGCAUUGGGGUGCAUAAUUUAUAAAAUGUUCACAGGAACAACUCCUUUUUGUGAUUAGACAGAAUAUUUAGUAUUUUAGAAGGUCAGGGCUUGCUAGUAUUAAAACAGCAAUAAAAUUCCUUAGGAUGCAAUGGAUUUAAUAAGCAAACUAUUGGUAAGAGAUCCAUUGAGCAGAUUGGGAGGAGGAUUACCUAGUAUAAAUUAUUUAUAUUAAGAUUCAAAGAAUACCUAUAGGGAACUUAAGAGCCAUCCUUUCUUUA
Molecule: messenger RNA, 919 nt
Organism: Paramecium tetraurelia
Lineage: Eukaryota; Ciliophora; Oligohymenophorea; Peniculida; Parameciidae
Exons: 4
Biological process (GO): intracellular signal transduction; peptidyl-serine phosphorylation
Molecular function (GO): protein serine/threonine kinase activity; ATP binding
Source: RefSeq, a predicted model, not a curated record